Molecule: messenger RNA, 1291 nt
Organism: Pseudophryne corroboree (corroboree frog)
Lineage: Eukaryota; Metazoa; Chordata; Amphibia; Anura; Myobatrachidae
Gene: INKA1
Product: inka box actin regulator 1
Exons: 2
Coding region: 305-1183 (292 amino acids)
Cellular component (GO): nucleus
Molecular function (GO): protein serine/threonine kinase inhibitor activity; protein kinase binding
Source: RefSeq, a predicted model, not a curated record
AAGGCGAAUUUAGGAUCUGAGAGCAGCAGAAGAACAGAACGUGUCUGGGAGAGAGGACCGUCCUUACCCCGGCACAGUGCCCUUACCCCGGGCUUACCUCUGCCCCGCACAGUGCUCUUACUCCAGGACUGACGCUGAUCCCUCUGCCCCGCACAGUGCCCUUACCCCGGGACUGACGCUGAUCCCUCUGCCCCGCACAGUGCCCUUACCCCGGCCUGGCACUGAUCCCUCUGCCCCGGACGGGCACUCCGGACACUCGGACUAUGCAGAGCUCUCCCCGGACUCUGUCACUCUCCAGCUGUGAAUGAAGAAGUCCGGUUCUCCUCCGUCUACGCAAAUGGAGUGUGUGUUACGCGUCCUGCAGGAUCUAAAGCGCUCCUCGCCACCCCCCGCUGCCGGUGAGCUCUCGGCACCUCCCACCCGCCGACCUCUGAGACGUGACGUCCGCUAUUUCCACCGUACUUCUGAUUUGUCCGAGGCAGACUCUGCCUGCUGCAUGGAUCUGCCCAACGACGUGUCUCCGGCGAGCUGCAGGCAGCGUGGCCUGGAAUGGGACUCAGGUUAUUCAGAGGUGUCCGGGAGCUCUCUGCGGGGUGAGGAGGAAGAGGAGGAGGUGGAAGAUGAAGAGCAGAGUGUCGCUCCGCCUGUAUUACGCAGGCAUAACCCGCAGUCUUCUUCACGCCUGUCCUCUGGUGGGUUACUUCAUGCCAGACAAGGGAGAAUACGACCCAAAUCCACAUCGGAUGUUUGCUUGGAACAGUGGGGGGGCAUUGGCGUGGGCAUGGGCUCUCAGGACUGGACGGGCUGCUUGCUCUCUCAGAGCCGGAGCCGUCAGCCGCUAGUACUGGGGGACAACAGCUUUGCUGACCUGGUGAAGCAGUGGAUGGACCUACCGGAGAAUGGAGAGGAAGAAGACCAGCGGACGCGCUGGUUACACAAGCCCCAAGGCUUCCUGGUUAGCCUGUCCGGUAAUGUAAAGAAACGCCUGGGCAACAUGUCCCGGGCCCGGGGGCGGACUGAACAAGAAGCUGUAAAGCGUUUAUCGUGCCCCCAAUUGGGCUGCCGACCCCUCUCUCCCUAUUACCAUCAAUCCCUCUCAGACAUUGCCGAGGUGUCAUCCGGCGUCUUACAUUGCCGCAGCCGCCAGCCAAUCAUUUGCAGCGACGGCGCCGGCUUCUUCUGACUUUUACAUGGACACCUAUUAUGUUUAUGUAUAGAUAUUUGUACAGCUUUUAUAUUAUUGUAUUUUUAUAAUUAUUAUUUUAUUUUACAAUAAACAUUUUUCAGAAAA